Arctia plantaginis is the source of this 660-nucleotide messenger RNA. NCBI's taxonomy places the organism in Eukaryota, Metazoa, Arthropoda, Insecta, Lepidoptera, Erebidae. The record is from the annotation of a GenBank genome assembly.
AUGUCUGCCCGAAAGAAGCCAGCUGUGCUCACUAAGCACGCGCUACUAACACGUGGUGGUAAAAUUUUAGCUUUGAUCCCUACUGAAAAUGCACUCUCUGGUGAUGAUGAAUUAUUGGGCGCUCAAGUUUCGCAUUCAGACUCAUCUUCCCCAGCCUCAUCUAUUGCGAGUUCCUUAGAAAGACUGAAUAUAUUCGAUUCCGAUGAUGAAACCUCAACCGAUGAGAAUGUUCGGCUUACGCCUGUAUUCCAAGAAGUAUACCCGAAUCCAUCGCUUGAGCCCGAUUGCAGUACUAUUCCGAUAAUAAGCGACAUUCCAACACUGCCUGCAACCCCUGCCACGCCUGCAACUCCUGCCACUCCUGCUACUCUAAAUCCUGUAUCUCAAGUCGCUUCUGCAUCACAAGCUUCGCCUGCACAACCUUUAGUGUCCAUACCUAGCACCCCCACUACAUCCUCUACAUUGCCAAAUCGUCUAAUUAGAAAAACACGAUCGAAAAGACCGACGGUUCCUGUUGCUAAACGCUCACGCAGAAUCAAAAAGUUCGUUCUGUGCUAUAAAUGGAAAAGGGCUGCUGUUUUUCGACACAAAGCAACUGUGGAAGAUGUACCAGAAAUCGAUUCUCAGACACCUACUAUUCCCUUGGACUAUUUUUACUAG